AUAUUUUAUAGUGGGUUUAUAGAGUUGGAAAACAUCGACAUGGUGCAGUAAGCCUAAUAGUUUUUAGUAUCAAAAAUACUUUAUUUGCUAGAGUUUUUAUCCUCAACCCUUCAAAAUUAUUCAAAAAUGUGGUUUCAGUUUCUUGAUGUACCUAGCUCGUGAAUUUUUGUGGCAGGACUUUGAGGCUUCCAUAAAAAGAAGAUUACUUGUUAUUAAAGGCUUAGAAACUGACAAACAUUGGACUAUCAUUAAAUCGCGCAGAGUUUAUUUGAAAUAUGUAGUACCUAAAUGCAAAGGGACACUGUUGCCUUUGUAAACAUUUGACCAAUCCGAUUGAUAGAUUUUUGAUUACUUGAAAGAAAGCGUAUCUACUUAGUAACCAAUAUGAGAACUGUCACGCAUAUCAUCAUAGGGCGAUAUGGCGACAUCAACUAUACGAAUACAAUCGUUGUCGAUCGCACGCAAAUAGCGACGCGCGCACAGAUGAGUUGCAGCGUAAACAUCGUUUGCCUGUGUAACUCAUCUGUGCACGCGGUUUUGUGUGUGCCUUGUAAGCACACAGCGUUCAUUUGUGUGACAGUGACGCAUCGGUCGUCGUCCGAGCAACACGCGGGCUUAUCGCCUUUUAGCACGGGUACAGUCGUCACUAAAAAUGUCUAGUCCUUCGCGGAGGAAAUGUAUAAGAAGUCAGACCCGUGAAACGAUUGCCAAAGUUUACGACUUUUUGAAAAGAGAUGCGUCAGAUAUACUACAACUAGCAAGUGAUCCAGUUUGCAAGAGCAGUCCAGUUUUACUAGAAAAAUUGAGGGAUCAUUUAAAUAGCGCGCGAAAAAGAACAGCCGUGGCAGUGGGGGUCUCAGAAAGGACAGUGACUAAUAUACUGGCUGAAGAGAAAGAAACAAAAUUUAAAUGUCCGUAUGAGAAUCGAAAGAAACGUGCGAAGAAGUUGGAAUUGGACCAAUUUAACGUUGAUGUCAUACGUUCAACUAUUGAGAAUUACCAGUCAGAACAUCAAGAGUUACCUACUUUACUAGAGUUGAAAAAAAUAUUUCAAGAAAAACUUAAUUAUUGUGGCAGUAUCACGACUCUACGUACUGCUUUGUUACAGUUGGGAUAUUCAUGGCGGAAAACUGGAGGGAAAAAACCAGGAAUAGUGAAGAAUGAAAUUAAUAAAUUAACACUCAAGGCAAAUUAAUUAUGGAAUGUGGAACUACUUGUCGACGUGUAAAAAACUGUAGUAAAGUAUAUUACAGUCAUUUAUAUUGACCUAGAAAUAGAGUUCAUAAUUAUUAACAUUGGCGAUAACAUUUCUUCUGAUUAUUUUAGUACCUAGCGAUAUUGAAUAAGGCAUAUUAUGUAAAUAAUAAACGCAUACUUGUUACUUUAUUUGCCUGCAAUACAUGUUUUUUCUCUCUAAUAUUAAGUUCUUGACGAUUUCCAUGCGUGCGCCAAAAUAAAUAAUUCGUAUUUGAAUUUUGAACACGGCUGUACCUCUCGUUACGCACACAACAUCGCUGCAUUUUUACAUGAGCUCCACAACAUGGCGUCGCGCGCAGAGAUGUCUUGAACUAUACACAUAGUAAUCUGUAAAUAUGUUGUAUGACACUGCUCAGUAAAAUAAAAUAAAUGAUUAAAUUUCUAUAAAAAUAAUAACAUUUAAUAUAUUUUUGUUUAAUAAUAUAAAAAGUCCGUCAUAAAACUACAUUCAGCGCCAUCUAGAUUUUCUUGUAGUAACUAAAAUGUCCGUCUGCAAGCUAAUAAAGGCAUCUCCCAGAUGACGCAUCGGUGAAUGCUUUGCGCCAUGAAGCAACGCCAUCUGUUGUUACGUUUAUAAAACACCGAAGUGUUUUAUUUACAUUGUAGUGUUUAUUGUUUUUAUAAUAUUUAUUCUGGUCCUGAUAACUUCUUAACCUUGAAUGCGUUCUUCUUUCCCAAGGCCAUGAUGCAAAUAAUCUUGUAUUUUCGCAAAUAGCUUCUUCAGUACUGGUAAAAUAAGUUUGGUACUUUUGUUUCUUAUUUGUAAUAAUUGGACUUUUCUCAUAAUAGGCUGUUUAUAAGCAUUUGCAGAUCUACAUAUUUGUAUUGGUAGAUAACUUAUAACAAAAUAAACAUUUCUAACUAGCUCGA
Trichoplusia ni (cabbage looper) is the source of this 2127-nucleotide messenger RNA. RefSeq lists its product as uncharacterized. NCBI's taxonomy places the organism in Eukaryota, Metazoa, Arthropoda, Insecta, Lepidoptera, Noctuidae. The transcript is spliced from 2 exons. The record is from RefSeq and is a predicted model, not a curated record. The coding region runs from base 653 to 1195 and encodes 180 amino acids.